AAAAGAGUCUGUAUGUGAACUGGUACUUAUUGGGAUGUGUUCUAUAUGGCGUUCGAUAUAUUUUUUGAAUACCUAAUACAAAUGUUAAUAAAAGUUAUUCUGGCAUUAAUUGUAAAUUAUGGCUCAUAACUUUCAAUCAUCGGUUCCAGAUCAACAAUUCUUGUGGGAUGUAUUUCAAAGGGUUGACAAGGAUCGUAGCGGACACAUUUCAGCCGACGAAUUGCAGAUAGCACUUUCAAAUGGAACAUGGAGCCCAUUCAACCCAGAAACUGUUCGAUUAAUGAUUGGAAUGUUUGAUCGUGAAAAUAGAGGAACAGUUUCUUUCCAAGAUUUUGGGGCUCUCUGGAAAUAUGUAACAGAUUGGCAGAAUUGUUUCCGGUCGUUCGACAGAGACAAUUCGGGUAAUAUCGAUAAGGAGGAACUUAAAACAGCAUUGUCUUCAUUCGGUUAUCGCUUAUCUGAUAAUCUUGUUGAUAUUCUAAUACGGAAGUUUGAUCGGUUCGGAAAAGGAACAAUACUUUUUGAUGACUUCAUACAAUGUUGUAUAGUUUUAUAUACCCUUACAACGGCUUUUAGACAACAUGAUACAGAUAUGGAUGGAGUUAUAACUAUACACUACGAGCAAUUUCUUAGUAUGGUGUUUUCAUUAAAAAUAUGAAGAAUUAUAAACUUAAUUUUGAUCUUUGAGAAA
Molecule: messenger RNA, 691 nt
Organism: Bactrocera dorsalis (oriental fruit fly)
Lineage: Eukaryota; Metazoa; Arthropoda; Insecta; Diptera; Tephritidae
Product: programmed cell death protein 6
Exons: 3
Coding region: 119-658 (179 amino acids)
Molecular function (GO): calcium ion binding
Source: RefSeq, a predicted model, not a curated record